AUGGCCAUGGCCACCACCCCCAACCCCAAUCCCGCAAUAUAUUCGCCGCAGCCCACACCUUCCACCAAAUUUCCGUCCCCCAUCUCCACUGCACCGCACCGCACCGCACCGCGGCUGUCUCUUCCUGCCACUCCGCCUCGACUUGCUCGGCUAUUCCCGGAUUGCGGCUCGGUGUUGGUCAUUGGCGGAGAGGUGAACGCCAAGAAGAAGGUUAGUUUCUGUGGGAACACUGGCCACAGCCGCUGCGGUGAAGUUCAUUUAGCUGCUGCCGUGUGCUCCGGUCGUAUGCGAAGCAACCCCUUCUCACUUCAGAAAAACAUGGUGGACGUAGAACUGUUUUAUAAGGACACUAGCGAUCACAACAUCAGCUCUGAGGAAGAAGAUAUGCUUGUCAGGAGUUGUAGCAAUCUCAAUGUGAGCUUUGGAUACCAUUGUGAUUCUUAUCAGAGCUUUUCUCCUGAAAAUGAUCAUGGGAAUGGCAUUUCUCCUAAGAACAUAUUUGGGACUAAUACCAUGAUAGGGCCACGAAAUGGCUCAUUUACUUGUUUAUCUGGUGCUGCUAUUAGUGCAAAUUUUACACUGGCAAAUACAAAUAUUUGCAAUGGUCUUAUUGGUGAAGAAAUUUUACCAGAACUAGAUUCUCCAAAUGCCUUUAGAAAAAUUGUUUCUUCUCCAUCAAUGUCAAGAUUGGACUCAUUCUCCACCUCACAAGGCAGCCCUGUGUCAACUGAGAGCUCUAUAUUUGAGAUCAGUAAAAAUCUUUGGAGGUCCAGUGCCCCAACAACCAUAUCAUCCAAUUUUCUGACUAAUACAGAGGUGAAAAUGGCUGGCGGAGCUGCUGGAGAGGAUAGAGUCCAAGCUGUGUGCUCAGAGAAAAAUGGAUGGCUGAUUUGUGGAAUAUAUGAUGGGUUUAAUGGGAGGGAUGCAGCUGAUUUUCUUGCGGUAACUCUAUAUGAUAACAUAGUAUAUUACUUGUACCUGCUGGAGAAUCGGAUAAAGCAACAAAAUGGUUUAUACAAUUCAUCAGAAAGCUCUCUCAAUGGUCUUAAAAGCGAGUUAACACUAGCCAUGAGAAAUUCAGAAAAUGAAGACAUAAAAUUUUCUGAAACAUUUCGAGCUGGUGUGCUGAAUUGCCUUUCUACUGCUGUUGAGCAAGCUGAGAAUGACUUUUUAUGCAUGGUUGAACAAGAGAUGGAUGAUAGACCAGAUUUAGUUUCAGUAGGGUCUUGUGUUCUGGUUCUUCUUCUUCAUGGAACAGAUCUGUGCAUCUUAAAUAUGGGGGACAGUAGAGCUGUGCUUGCUUCCAUGCCAUAUGUAGAAAAUGGUGCUUUGAAGACUACUCAGCUGACAGAGACCCACUCACUUGAAAAUCCUUUGGAGUACCAAAGACUUUUAGCUGAUCAUCCCGACGAUUCUUCAGUUGUCAGGGGUAACAAAAUAAAAGGAAAGCUGAAGGUUACUCGUGCCUUUGGAGUUGGCUAUCUAAAGCAGAGGAAGUUCAAUGAUGCACUGAUGGGUAUUUUACGAGUCCGUGAUCUGAGCAGCCCUCCAUAUGUUUACACAAAUCCACACACAUUGAGUCACAAAGUUACAGAUGAUGACUUUAAUGAUGAAGUUGUUCGGUUGGUUUAUCAAUUUAUGCAUGAUAAUCCAAUGGGGGAUCCUGCAAAAUACCUCAUCGAGCAACUUAUACUCAAAGCAGCCAAGGAAGCAGAGGACGAUGACUGCAUCAACUUCCUUGUGAAAGAAUGGAGAGCUAGAGAGACGGGCUAUCAGCUGUGUGCAGCAGCAGUAGUAAUUCACAGUGGGCUGUGUGGUAGUAGUGAGAUCGAGAAGAGGAUGGAGGUGUUCACCCACGAGGACUACGUGAACAAACGCAACGAGGUGAGGAGGGAGCAGAGGCGGCGGCAGCUGCAGAUGCUGCGGGUGGAGGGCAACCCCGACGCCGCGUCCCGGCAGGCGCUGCUGGCAAGCCGGGAGAGCCCGAGGGCGCCGGCUCAGUGCCUGACGCCAACCGGCGCGUCGCCGUCCAGCGUCAGAUCCCCAACUGCGAGCGCGCUGCAGUCGCCGGCCGCAGCAGCGGCGGGGGAGGCUGCUGUUGGUUGGCCGUCGGAGCAUCGCCGCCUCUACGACUGCCUCAAGCCGUACUAG
This is a messenger RNA of Miscanthus lutarioriparius, 2151 nucleotides long. The record is from the annotation of a GenBank genome assembly. NCBI's taxonomy places the organism in Eukaryota, Viridiplantae, Streptophyta, Magnoliopsida, Poales, Poaceae.